Molecule: messenger RNA, 2935 nt
Organism: Micropterus dolomieu (smallmouth bass)
Lineage: Eukaryota; Metazoa; Chordata; Actinopteri; Centrarchiformes; Centrarchidae
Gene: dlb
Product: deltaB
Exons: 7
Coding region: 176-2077 (633 amino acids)
Biological process (GO): cell communication; multicellular organism development; Notch signaling pathway
Cellular component (GO): plasma membrane; protein-containing complex
Molecular function (GO): calcium ion binding
Source: RefSeq, a predicted model, not a curated record
UGUAGGACAGAGGAGAAGACUGUCAACAGAAGAAAAGGAUUUAGGAGACACCAACAGGAUCACAGAGAAAAGUGAUGAAACUUUUUUGAGUUUUCCUCAACAUCUUUUGGGAAUAUCAUUGCACACGACGGAUGCGGACAGCCAAGUAGAACUGAAAAGAAAACUCUGAGAAGAAAUGGCACAUCUACACUUGAGAUGCAUCUUGGCACUGGCCUUAGUGCACGUUGUUCUGUCCUCCGGUGUGUUUGAGCUGAAAAUCCAUUCAUUCCACACGGCACAACGCAUUUGCAGAAGACACAGGGACUGUCAUAUAUUUUUCAGAAUUUGCCUAAAACACCCGGAGGAUGUGAUCUCCGCAGAGCCGCCUUGCACCUUUGGCACCGGACACACCAACGUCAUCAGGGCAGAUCACACAUCGAUUUCUAGCAGCGCUCCCAUCAGAGUGCCUUUCCACUUCAAGUGGCCGGGGACAUUUUCACUGAUCAUUGAAGCCUGGAACGCUGAAUCUCCGACAGAAUACACAGAUAACCAAAACAACCUUGUGAGCCGUCUGGCGACCAGGAGGAGGCUUGCCAUCGGCGAGGACUGGUCCCAGGACGUGCACUUUGGCGAGCAGAGCGAGCUGCGCUACUCCUACCACGUCUUCUGUGACGAGUACUACUUUGGAGAUGGCUGCGCUGACUACUGCAGGCCGAGAGACGACACGCUGGGCCACUACACCUGCGACGAGGAAGGCAACCGCAUCUGUCUGGAGGGCUGGAAGGGAAACUACUGCUCUGAGCCCAUCUGCUCGGCAGACUGCAGUGAGAAGCACGGCUACUGCGAGGCCCCAGGGGGCUGUACAUGUCGCAUGGGCUGGCAGGGCCCCUCCUGCAAUGAAUGCGUCCGCUACCCAGGCUGCCUCCAUGGGACGUGCAGCCAGCCGUGGCAGUGUAACUGUCAGGAGGGCUGGGGGGGCCUCUUCUGCGACCAGGACCUCAACUACUGCACUAACCACAAGCCCUGCGCCAACGGAGCAACCUGCACAAACACUGGCCAGGGCAGCUACACCUGCACCUGCCGGCCCGGCUUCGGAGGCACCAACUGUGAGCUAGAAACCAAUGAGUGUGACAGCAACCCCUGCAAGAAUGGAGGCAGCUGUAAUGACCUGGAGAACGACUACUCGUGCACCUGCCCACAGGGAUUCUACGGUAAGAACUGCGAAAUCAUUGCCAUGACGUGUGCAGAUGGUCCCUGCUUCAACGGUGGCACCUGUGUGGAGACGAUGACCGGAGGCUACACCUGCCGCUGCCCUCCCAGCUACACCGGCUCCAACUGCGAGAAGAAACUGGACCGCUGCAGCAACAGGCCCUGUCUAAACGGUGGUGAGUGUCUGGACCUUGGCCAGAGCGUGUUGUGCCGCUGUCAGGCAGGCUUUACCGGUGCCAACUGCCAGGUCAACAUUGACGACUGCGCCUCGAGCCCCUGCCAGAAUGCUGGAACCUGCCAAGAUGGUGUGAAUGACUACACCUGCUCUUGCACCCUGGGAUACACCGGCAAGAAUUGCAGCGUGCGUUCAGAUGCCUGUGGCACCCGUCCUUGCCAGAAUGGUGGCACUUGCUUCACCCAUUUCACCGGGCCGGUAUGCCAGUGCCCUAAGGGCUUUAUGGGUCCGAGCUGUGAGUUCACGCUCCAGCCCAGUUUUAAGCCCGCUUUGCGCCAAACCUCCCAGCCCUCCUCUGCCACCCUCACUGUCUCCUGCGUUCUGGCCAUCCUGGUGCUGGUUCUGGUGGCGGGUAUUAUCUUCUUGAGGAGGAGGAGGAGACUGCAGGGAAGGAAGCAGCUGAGCGACAUUGCAGUCUACAAUGACUUGGAGACGGUCAACAACCUGGGAGGAAGCGAAAGAGAAGCCUUCCUCGGUCCUAAUGGCCUAUUCAAGAUCAGCAACAGCACAGCUCGCCUCAGCCUCUCCCUCUGCCCUGACGAAAGAUCUGGGUACAGGCACCAUCCUGUGGAGAGCAGCCUGGCCAGAGGCGGGCAUCAGGACUUUAUGUGGAGGGAUGAGGCCGGACUGGGCUCUGGGGCCGGGCUGAGAUGAAACAGAGAUGAAAACAUGGACAUUCACACAGGGAUAGAAGAAUUUUAGCACUUGUUGCUCCUCUCUGUUCAUGGACAGUGAAGAGAGGAACACAUCCAUGAGCUGACAACCGCUCAGCUUAUGAUGAAAAAAAACAUACCAUUAAAAUGUAAGCAAGAAACAAAAUAUUGAUAAAUGAACUAUUCUGAUCAAGAUGAUUUACAAAGAUUAUUGAAAAAGUAUAUGGGGCAAAGCUCUUCCAUGUUUAAGACCCAAAGAAACAAAUGAUUCACUUUUCAUAGGACCUACAACACAAACCAAAUACAGGAAGUCACAAUACUCUUUGGAAAACCUGCCCCAAAAAUAUAUUUUCUUGGGUUUUUGUUUUUAAUUUUUUAAUCUUUGUUUAAUUGUUUCUCAUUUGAUUUUUUAAACACAGAUUUUUUUUUGCUUUUUCAAUCUUCCUUUUGCCAUUAUUUCCUUAUUGUGCGUACCAUCAUUUUUAUUCUUUAUAUUAUUUAUUUAUUUGAAAACUUAUGUUUAUGGCUUCACUUUGAUUGUCACAGAUGUAGAGAUAUAUUUAUAUGAUACUGAAUGGAGACUGACGCUUGUUGUUGUAGCAGGAUGUUUUACGGGCUGAGAAGGUUGUGUAAAAAUAUCCCAAAGAUAUUCAUUGCAGGGAUAUAAAGAAAAUGUGCUUUAUCACAUAAAGUCAGCCAUUACUGUAAUUUAUAUAUAUAGUUUAUAUACUACUGAUCACGUUGCUCUUUUGUGUGCCAUUUUGUUUCAUGCCAAAGUUUGUUAUGUUAAAUGCUUUCAUUUAUAUUAUUUAAUUUCACCAUGUUGUGGUUGUGAUGUGGAAUAAAAGAUUUGUUUUGA